UCUGACUCAAGCCCGUGACUCAAGCCUAACUCAAGCCUGUGACUCAAGUCCGAUUCAAGCCCAACUCAAGCCCGUGACUCAAGCCCAAAGCCCAAAUUCGUUACGAAUCCAAGACUUCAUUUGCAUAAGAAAUGAA
Dentiscutata heterogama is the source of this 136-nucleotide messenger RNA. Lineage: Eukaryota; Fungi; Glomeromycota; Glomeromycetes; Diversisporales; Gigasporaceae. The record is from the annotation of a GenBank genome assembly.